AGUGAACCGGGUGUGCACCAUCCGAAGAAUAAAAGAAACCCUCGCCCAUUUUUCUCGGCCUGAAUCUCUUUCAUCGACGGCUGCUCCUUCAACCCGGUGAUUCAUUUUACGAGCUCGCUUCCAGGUGUUCGUGUUUCUUUAACACUCGUGUAUCAAUCAUUAUGUCGGACGAGGAACCGGUUGACCAGAAGAAGUAUUUUGAAGAGUUAUGCAAGCCCAAGUGUGUUAGAGCUUGGCUUGACUAUCAGGGAUGUGUGAAAAGGGUUCAGGCUGAUGAAACGGGCCACAAACAUUGCACAGGACAGUACUUUGAUUAUUGGCAAUGUGUCGACAAAUGUGUUGCACCUAGGCUAUUUGCAAAACUCAAGUAAAGAGGAUGAUAUAGAGAUACUCUUGGAUUUUGCUUGUAAUUUUUGGUAAACUAAUGCCUUGAGUUGAACUUGAAUAAGGAAAAAAGUGUAUUUUCCCUUGAACUUGAUUGGUUAUGGUGCCCAUUUCCCUUGUAUUCUAUAAAGAAAUAUUUUUCCCUCUUUUAUGAUUUUAAUUUACGUA
Molecule: messenger RNA, 552 nt
Organism: Helianthus annuus (common sunflower)
Lineage: Eukaryota; Viridiplantae; Streptophyta; Magnoliopsida; Asterales; Asteraceae
Product: cytochrome b-c1 complex subunit 6-like
Exons: 5
Coding region: 162-371 (69 amino acids)
Biological process (GO): mitochondrial electron transport, ubiquinol to cytochrome c
Source: RefSeq, a predicted model, not a curated record